AUGACCCAGUGGCUGGGCAUGUGUUUAGAUGCAUCUGCAUUCAACCCUAUUAUUGGCGUCAGUAUCAACUCAAUCAGUGGGUCAGUCAGGGCGUCAGCAGAAAAGACAACUGAAGUAGCAGGGAGUUCAGGUCAAGAGGCGAUCAGAGGGGAACCAACAACGGGUCCUAUCAAGCCGAUCUUUGGACGUGGCAAGCGAGUUAGCAGUGGAAGAGGCCAUUGGGAGCUGUUUCGUGAGAUUAAAUUUGAGGGCUGUGCACACAGCUGUUAUCUUGCCAUCGCUGCACGUGAUGAUGAGAUCGCUGUGGCUGACAUGUAUGGAAACCGAGUUGUUAUCUUCAGCAUCGAUGGUAAACAGAAAAGUACAAUACAGCUUCAAAAAUGUCCACGUGGAAUUGCAGUUGAACCCAUUCACAAUCGCUUCGUGGUUAUUGAGACUUACGAUCCAAAGGUGAAGGUGUUCAACAGCGACAACUCGCUGGCAUACGAGUUCCCAACGGUGCCAGCAGAUGAGGUCGGUAAGCCCCACUCUCCCAGGACCAGGGGUGUAGCGGUCAAGAAGGAUGGUACAAUCCUUGUUACUUAUGACCAAGGAUGGGUGUAUACUGAACACAAACCUAGUAAUGGUGAGCUUCUACGUACCGUACCAGUAAAACUUUGCCCUGCCCAGCUGGCUGUUGACAACAAGGAUCGAGUUAUAAUCAGUAAUUACGGAGCUAGACCAUUCGUGGCCGUUACUGAUGGUAGUAGUUAUACACUCUUCACAAUCGAACCAACCAUCCUCGGAAAACCAGCAAAGUACUGCCUAGAUGUAUACGCUGAUAGCUCCGGGUGA
Messenger RNA from Patiria miniata (bat star), 834 nucleotides. RefSeq lists its product as uncharacterized. The transcript has 6 exons. The record is from RefSeq and is a predicted model, not a curated record. Bases 1 to 834 code for a protein of 277 amino acids. Gene Ontology annotation, molecular function: ubiquitin protein ligase activity. Gene Ontology annotation, biological process: protein polyubiquitination; proteasome-mediated ubiquitin-dependent protein catabolic process. NCBI's taxonomy places the organism in Eukaryota, Metazoa, Echinodermata, Asteroidea, Valvatida, Asterinidae.